UUAGCCGUAUUUACUUAUUUUGUAGUAUUUUACUGUUGGAGCUUGCCAACAGUAAAAGUGAGCUAUAUAGUAAAGGGAAAACCUUAUAGAAACGUGAUUUGACAUAGACAGGUUUUGGUCAACAACUGAGACAGCAAGUCCAACAACGAAACAGAAGGCUCUGCUACGGAUAAAGAAUUAUGAAGUUUGUGAAACACAAAGCCUCCUUGAGAAAGUUGGUGAAGAGCAAGUUAAAACUGAAGUCAAACUUCUUGCAAAAGUGGAGAUGCUGGAGCAACGACUUCAAAGGUAUUCUGCAGCAGAGAGGAGCCAACAUGUCGCUGAUUUCGAGACUGGUGAGCUCAAAGAACAGCUAGAAAGCGAACAGGCAGAAUUGAUCAAGUCAAUAGGGAAAAUUGACCGAGAGAAAAGCAAAAGAAAGCAGCUGGCCACUGAGCUGCAGGAAGCAGACACUAAGAUCAGUACGCUGAAACAGGAGGUAAGACAAUAUGAACAGACAAUUUUUGAAACAGAGGAAGAGGUCAGGAAGCURCAAAGAGAAAUUAAAAGACUGAGGGCGGCUAAUUUGGAUCUCAAAGACAGCUUCAGAAUCUAUGGUGACGACCUAAAUGCUAAGAGCGGAAGGUUGCUUAGGAAUAACAAGAAGGAGCUUGAGGAAUGUUCAGAUAAACUUCAGAAAACUGAAAGUAAAAAUAAAGAACUACAAAAUGACAAAGUACAGCUGAUAAACCUUCUUCAGGAAUCAGAAGUGGAAAGAGAAAGGAUAAUACUGAAGUUAAAUUACGUAAAGGGCCAGAUCCUAGAAACUGAUCAAACUUUGRACUGGCUAAGGACAGAGAAGGAUGCAGCAGAAGAUAAAUUCAGAAACUUGAAAAAAGAUAUUUACUCAAUGACUGAAAAGUUUGAUGAAAUUGCAGCUGAUGCCAGUGAAAGAGUGCAGGAAUGUAAGAAAAUGCUCCAUGAGAAGGAACACGUGAUUUUUGAGCAACAGAGAAUAAUCUUUGAWCUGAAACACGAUCUACAAUUGGCAAUAAUUGACAUGAAGGGCAGCUCUGUUGGUGUCUUGCAUCAGGCCAUCGAAGACCGGGAUAAAACAAUUGACGUCCUCUGUGAGAAAGUGGAGUACUACACUAAGCGAAUUGAGAAAAAUGUGCAAGCCUUUGAACAGCAGGAAACAAAAGGGAAGAAAGGCAAAGUCAUUUGCUUCCUUCAGUUUCAGCUAGAAGAUGCAGAACAGAGGGCAAACAACGCAGAGCAGGCACUGUAUCAUGCCAAAGUUAUGAUCAAGGAAAAACACAAAGAAGUCCAGAAGGUCUCAGAUAUUUUGAGAAAUUAUACGGCUGGUACUAAAGGUCUAAUUUUGGCCUUUAAAGACUUGGAGAAGUGGAAACAUAAAAUGAAAGUGAAACCUUGCGAAGUGGAACCAUUGACCACAGCAUUUAACCAUCUUGAGAUGAGAGUAAAAGACCUCAUGGAGGAAAAUUUGGAUGUCAAGAACAUGCAGAAAGAAGGGCAUAUAAAGGAGUUCUACAUUCCAAAAGGUCACAGACGACUGAAACCCAAAGAGGAAGACGACAAGACUGAACAGAAAACACAUGACUUAGGGGCAAGGCAUAAAACUAACCAUUUGGAGAGACACAAUCCUGCAGAGUCACAGUUGGACAGAGAUGGUCAAUGGCAAUCUGUGCUGAAUUCAUUUACAGAUACCAGCAGCAACACAGAUGAAGAACCCCGACCCGGCCAGUUUCUUCAUAAUGAGAUAUCUAACCUAAGCAAAGAAAUGGAGAUUGUGAAGAGGAAGCUGGACAGAUUUCAGAAAAUAUGGRUCAAUAUUAGUCCAGUUCAAAGAGAAAGGGCUGUUAGUAGGGAAAACAUCGGAUCGGGUAGUACGGGGAUGUCAUUUGCACCAAAACAAGCCUCUUCUUUAGAGAUAGAGGAAAGCAAUGAGAGCCAGAGAGCAGCGGGUGGGUCUGAAAUCAUAACUACCUCUCUCAGCACUUUGAAAGAGCGAAAUGCAGCACUGGAGUCUCAGGUUAAGGAGUUAACAAAAAUACAUUUGGAUGAUAUAAGAGUGGAGCAACAGCUAAGAAGUGAAUUGGCAAACAGAAACCAUAGAGGGGUCAGUGAGACAAACAGUGGUAGAAUCGCAGAAUUGGAAAGGUCAGAGGCUGAGCUGCGCAUGAAAGUUUUUGAACUUCAGGGGAAGUGUUCCAGUUUCAAUGAGAAAAUACUAAGCCUUAAACAAGAGAGUAACAUAGCCCAACAGGAGAGAAAAGAGGCAGAAGAUGGACGAACAAGAGCAGAAGAAAAGGCAGAGGAGCUCAAAUGUAAAAAUGCAGAACUCGAAAAGGCUGUAGCCAAACUGAAAGACAAGAAGGCUGCUCAAGACACAAACGCAGAGAGACAAGAGACUUACCUACAAGACAUAAAGAAGAAGGAGAUGGAUAAUAACAAGAGUAUGGAUCUGCAGAAAGACGAAAUCACGUUCCUGAAGAGUCUUGUGAAAAAGAAAGAGCAAACAAUUCUUUCACUGGGAGAGAACCAACUGGUUCUUCAAGAGGCAUGCCAGCUUGCAGAGGGAAAGCUGCAAGAGGAGUUGAAACAAAAUCAACAGAAAUAUCAUAAGAUUCACACAGAACUUCUGAACUGUGUUGCAGCUAUUGAGGGAGAUGCAAUACCCUUAAAAGACACAACCAUACUACCUGUGGUUGAACAGGUAAUGUAUGCUUUGGGCAAAUUCAAGGAACGUCUCAGCAGCACUUUGGCCACACGCAAACAUUUGGAAGAGAAAUUAAAGGAGAAAGAGGAUGCUCUAAAGAAGGCAGAGCAUAAAAUUCUUUCCAGUGAUAGGGUCAUCAGUGAUCUGCGUCUGGAGCUCUCCUCUAGGAGACAGCAGCUGCACGCUGACCRAGCCUUGGCCCAAGAGUUAGCACCGCUAAGCAAAGCUAAAGAGACCAUGAACAAUCUUCAGCUUCAACUAGAAAGAAAAGAUGAAGUGAUAAAGAAAAACACCGAAAGAUUUACUCGAUCCUUGAAUGAACGAAAUGAGUCGAUGAACAAAUAUCAAAACGAAUUAGCAGAACUUCAGCACAAACUUAAUUUGGAAAUGCACACUGGACAGCGUUACAAAAAUGAGACUGAGGAGAUGAAGCAAGAAAUCAACAGUUUUAACAGUGAACUAGAUGUCCAGAUGGCGUUACGCACAGAGUGUCUAAAUGAAAGAGCGGAACUACAAAACAAACUCGCCCAAAAGAAAAUAGAGCUUGAAACUGUUAAUAAAGACUUAUUGGAGCUUAGACAGAAAUAUGAAGAUAUUUCCUCAAAACUAUCCAGAGAAAACACUUCACAAAAACGGGAAUUGCAUUUCAUGCACCAGCAAGCUGAAAGGGAGGCUGAAGAGUUGAAAGUACAUGUAAAAUAUCUUAAAGAUAAACUUCAGGCAGCUGAAAAGACGAUCAAAGAAUUCAGAAAGAAUGAAGACAGCAUGAGAAACAAAAUGAAGGACCUCACUCAAGAAAUCGAGUAUUUUCAGAAGAGGCAGAAAGUCAUUGAGAAUGAAAAGGGAAUGUAUCGUCGAGAAAGCCAUCGGCUCUCAGUACAGUUAAGGAGACUGAGCAGUGUCCCUCUAAMGCAGCUGCAGGAAAGAACCAGUGGUCCAACCACUGAGGAACUGCAAGCGAAGAUCAGAGUGUUAGAAAGUGAAUUUGAAUAUAGAUUGAAAACUAAAACAGAAGUGAACAAAGAAAUGAUCGAAUUUAGGAUGAAAAAGACAUGGCAGAAAAGGUUGGAGAUCCUGGAGACAUGUCUUAAGCAGAAAGAAGAAGAGAAUGAAUCUCUUUUAAAAAGACAAUCUACUCUCAGAAAUCUCCUCCAGAAACUGGAAAAAGAGAAAAGAGUACUUCAGAAUAAGCUCAAGCUUCAAGGGUACGGGAAACACUCACAGAUGUGAGUGUUUCCUUACCCGAGUGGGCCAACAGGAGUCUCUCCAAGACCUUCAUGUUGUGGGAUGUCAGGGCAACAGGUCUAUAGUCCCACCAGAACAGUGAGUCACUUCCCUAAUAACAAACCCUUUGUGAGCUAAGGUAAACAUUUAAAAAAGAGAACUUCAGAGAGCGAGACAGCAGAGAGUGACCGAGGAGCAGCAGAAGCAUCUCAAAGUCAUGAUUAGAGACAGUGUAAAGGAAACCCUAACCCUGGAGAGCAAAAGGAGGAUCUGAAGAUGUAUGUUCAUCAAAUGAGCUGAACACAUUCUUCAACAGAUGAAACAAGCUCAUCAAGUACUCAUCAUGUACUCCUACUCCUUUCCUGCUUCCAUCUACCACMAGUUUGUCUUCAACAAAAUCAGGAGAUGCUACUGCUCCCUUUGCCUCUCUGUCUUACUUUUCUGAAUCUAGACGUCAGGUGAAGAGGCAGCUGAACCAGAGCUGAAGGCCUGUGCUGAGCACUUCUGCAACACCUCUUCAACCUUAGCUCGACCCAGAAUAAGGUUCCAUUGUUAGGGAAGACUUCCUGCUUCAUGGUACCCAAGAAAGCUCACACAUCAGUCAUUAAGGAUUAUAGAACUGCUGCCCAGAUGUUUUAUGUCAAGGUCAUGGAGAAGCUCCAGUUGGCUUAUGAGUAAGCARACAAACGCCUAUACUGUAUGGGUCUGCUGCAGUUUGCUUUGUGCUGUGGAACUGAAGUUGAAGACGCCGUCAUGCACCUUCUUAASAAACCCUCUGUCACCUGUCGCUGCUGUUGUAUCGACCAUCCAGACCACUCAGGUCUUCUGGUUCUGGUUUACUCU
This is a messenger RNA of Poecilia reticulata (guppy), 4786 nucleotides long. RefSeq names its product centrosomal protein of 290 kDa-like. Gene Ontology annotation, cellular component: ciliary transition zone; centriolar satellite. Gene Ontology annotation, biological process: non-motile cilium assembly; ciliary transition zone assembly. Lineage: Eukaryota; Metazoa; Chordata; Actinopteri; Cyprinodontiformes; Poeciliidae. The record is from RefSeq and is a predicted model, not a curated record.